AUGCAAGAAGACAGACGAGUACAUGCGCUUCUGACAAUUGCAUACGCAAUGCAAUUCGUCGGCUCUAGCAAUGUGCACCAUAUCGGUCGUCUGUACGCCCAGCAAUUGAGUUCGAAUCCUACCAGUGGUUCGAGUAGUGUGAGGUUGCUGGCGGACUGGUGGGUUGCCCGAAGCGAGAAAGCAGAGUUGAACGUUGAAGACUUUGAAACUAUCGGGCAAACUUUGUCAGCAAUUGCUCCUCCUUAA
Molecule: messenger RNA, 246 nt
Organism: Protopolystoma xenopodis
Lineage: Eukaryota; Metazoa; Platyhelminthes; Monogenea; Polystomatidea; Polystomatidae
Source: the annotation of a GenBank genome assembly